Molecule: messenger RNA, 1456 nt
Organism: Scheffersomyces amazonensis
Lineage: Eukaryota; Fungi; Ascomycota; Pichiomycetes; Serinales; Debaryomycetaceae
Exons: 1
Coding region: 230-1441 (403 amino acids)
Biological process (GO): ubiquitin-dependent protein catabolic process; vacuolar transport; positive regulation of protein ubiquitination
Cellular component (GO): Golgi apparatus; perinuclear region of cytoplasm; endoplasmic reticulum
Source: RefSeq, a predicted model, not a curated record
AAUUAUAGAAAGUACUACUUAAAAAAGUUACCUUACUAUAUAUAGCACCAAUAAAGCAUAACUAUUAUGUCCAGAUUUAUUAGAGUAUGUAUAACUAAGUAUCAUAAUUUGAGGUGUAAUGAUGUCUUGGACGUUGUACUGGUCUGAGUAUUAGCUUUGCCUCCUUCUUUACAGGAUUACUAACAUACACAUUUACUUAUAGAUCAAUAAUAGAGAUUCUUCAAAGGACAUGGAUAGUACGGAUUUGGAUGAGUUGGAUGAGUUAAGUUCAGUACUGCCUAAACCAGAAAGUCGUCGAUUACUUGAUUCAUUUAAUUCCCCUGGAAGUGACGAUGAAGAAGGUACAUCACUUCAAGAUUUAGAAGUUCAUAAUAAAUCUGAUAAAUCCAACUUUUAUGAUCAUAUUGAAGAUGAUACUAGAUUAGAAAGUACAUCUUCUACUACUCUAGGUUCAUCAUCACAAGAACCAACCUCUGCAACUUAUCCUAAUAUUAUGACAGGAGGAACAGAUGAUGAUACAUCUGAACCUAUAAGUUCUUCUGCUUCCGUAAAUCAAACAGAUACAACUGAAGAUUUAGAACGACAAACCACAAGAAUUAAAUUAACUACUAGACAACGAAUUAUGAAUAUUGUUCAUCAUUUAGUACCUAUUAAACAAACAUAUGAAAGAAUAAAUAAUGGAUUAACAACUGGUAGAAUGCAAACUAAUACUCCAGGAAGAUUUAUAGGUCAAGGUACAGAUGGAGUAUUUCGUAAUUUAAUGGCUAAACCUGAUACAGAAUCCACUAGACAAGAACAAGAAAUUCAUCCUCCAUCAUAUGAAGAAGCAGCAGCAGAUGCAACUCCAGAAUAUUGGGAAUCUGCUGUAAUAGCUCCAAUGUAUGAAGAUGAAGUAUUUGUUGAAGGUUUACCAGUAGGAAAUAUGGCAAAUUUUGUAUGGAAUGGACUUGUAACAGUAGCUUUCCAAUUUGUGGGAUUUGUUCUUUGUUAUCUUUUACAUACAUCUCAUGCUGCCAAACAAGGUUCUAGAGCUGGUCUUGGAAUAACUUUUAUACUAUAUGGUUAUCAAAUGAUUCCAUCUAAUUUUGGACAUUCAGAUAGAGUACCAGAUCGGUAUGAACCUAAUGAUCCUAAUCUGUAUGAUAUAGAUAAAAUGCUGAAAACAUCUAGUGAAAAUCUUGAUACUUAUAAUUCUCAUUUAUUUCAACAACAUGCUACUGAUCCAUCAUCACCUAUACCUUCACCUACAAGUACUCCAUAUUUUGCGUAUGGAAUUAUUGCCUUUGGAGUAUUUAUAAUAUUAAAAUCUAUUGUGGAUUAUUAUAAAGUUAAACAAAUUGAAAGAGCAAUUUUAUCACCUCCAUCAAAUAAUCCUGUAACAGUUAAUACUACAACUGAUAAUGUAGAGACUUAUGAAGAACCCGAUACUGGACAUGCAUGAAGAAAAUUUUAUUUA